AUGGUGUCAGAGAUGAAGCAGAUUCGUUUGCAAAUGACGAGCCGAGACGAAGAUGGGGGAGGCCGGGAGGGGGAGGGAAAGGGGAAGAGGAAGGGCGGGGAGGGGGAGUGCGAGCGCAGUCUCAGAGCUGCACGGGUGGGGUCGAGUCGAAGACGUAGAGUGUGCCUAUCGAUCGCUGUGCUGCAUCCAGUCUCGGUCGGGUCCAGGGACGUUCAGUCCACGAUUAGACCGGAAUCCACAGCGGGAGGCUACGUGUGGCUUCCCUCGUCCCCGUUCUCUUACAAGGAUUUUCCUCGCGUCUUCGAAUUCGGAAGAGGAAGUCCGGUGUUUCCAUCGAGGAAUCCUCGCGACCUUAAAUGCAACAAAGGAGGACGUCAGUCCAAAACUUAUCUGGAGUUACUCGAACCAUCGCAACGAGGUCUGAGGCUUGACUUGGACCUGGUGAGUGUAUGCCCCACGAGAAUGAAACGCAUGGUGGACGCCAUCACGAGUGACGAUGUCCAUGCACGGAUCGAGACGGGAUCGGGUUCACUGGAAGUGAGCCGAGAGUUGUUGAUCCAGACGGACUUGGCUGUGGUGAGUUUGAACUUUGGCCUGGGAUGCCCUGGGUCUCCGUUCAUCACGGGUCAUUGGAGAUAUGGCGAUCGAGAGGAGACAAACGGAGUCAUGCUUGCCACCGGACAUAACGAUGGCGCAAUUCGCAUCUGGCACUCCAUAUCUGGGAGGUUGCUGUUGAAGCUGGCGGACCACACGGGUCCGGUGACCGAAGUGGCCUUCGCCCCCGACCAGUCCAUGCGCCUCGUUUCGGCAUCGAAGGACAAGACCCUCAAGGUGUGGGAUCUCACCGACGAUGGGAACAUGUUCAAGACCCUGCGCGGCCACGUGAACGGGGUGACCAUGUGUGCCUGGUGCCCCUCGGGACGACUCAUGGCGUCAGUUGGCUCCGGCAAGAAGGUGAUAAUGUGGGACAUGGAGGAGUAUGGGAUGCGCUGGAAUUCAGCAGCUCAUCAUAACCAGAUAAAGUCGUGCCAGUUCUCCCCGGACGGAGCCUUCUUGCUAACGGCGUCGUACGACACUCGGGUCCUCGUGCUCGACACGGCAACAGGGCAGCUCCUGCGAACCCUAUUCCAUGUGUGGCCCAUGCCUAGCCUCAUCUAUGCCUCCGGCAGCAACUCCUGCUGGAUCCGAUCCGUCACCAUUUCUCCAGAAGGCACUGGGAUCGUCACCGUCGCUGACGACGGGCUGGUGAGACUGUGGGAUCUGGGCGACGAGACCAGUCCCGCUGCUGUUUUCCCUGUCGAGGCUCAGAUGUCAUGCUGCCGGUAUUCGCCCAAGCAGAAUCUCCUUGCUGUUGUAUCCAUCCUUCUUCCUCGGAUCUGUACGGUACCGGUCGUCCCUCCCCGUGUCGCCUCGGUCGUUUCCUCGCCGUCGCCCUCACGAACCAAAAAAUUCUGGAUAGAGACAAAUGACUCUGACAACAUGUGGGAAGCUGCUGCUGUUGGAGGCGAGUCCCAGUGUGCCGACCCUGAAGCAUCUGGCGAGGCUUGCCGUCAGACGGCGGUUUUCGACAGAUGACAUCCCAUGCCUCAACAUUCCGGCCACCCUCGCAGACUUCCUGCUCUACCAUGAAUGGCUGUGAUUGUCAUCAUCAUCAUUAUCAUCUUGCUUCCAUAGUGCUUUCCUCAUUGGCAGACUGAGCUCAUCUGCAGAGUGCAAAUCCCAAUAUCACCCAGCUACUGGGCGUGUUCCAUGAUCUCACCACAUCGCAAAAUUUGAGUUAGGUUAAAGCAUUACCAGUAUGGAGAAUGGUGGACGGUGAUGACUGCUUGGUUGAGCUUCGUACUUAUCUUUGCUAUCCCUGCUACCCUUCCAAUAUUUUGCCAAAUUCAGUCUUCAUCACGUUUGUCAUUCUCAUAUAAGGAAUUGUGAUUUUUAUUGUAAUAAAGAUACCCAUGACGAUUAACAUGAAAA
Darwinula stevensoni is the source of this 1971-nucleotide messenger RNA. NCBI's taxonomy places the organism in Eukaryota, Metazoa, Arthropoda, Ostracoda, Podocopida, Darwinulidae. The record is from the annotation of a GenBank genome assembly.